UGAAAAGCUCUGUGGACCCGACUGGCGCCGAACAAGCAGUUAUCACGCCAUACAUCGGCUACUGCAUGCUAAAAUUAUGUCUGAAGAUUUCUAUUCCACGAAUGGAGGGAAGUAUCUACGAAUGGGAAGUAUCCACGAAUGGAGGGAUGUAAGUAUCUUGUCGUAGUUGUUCUUGGACAGACUCCUUAUUAGAUUUAGCAGAUAGGAGGAUACUUGAUGACAACUACCCUGUUCUCUUUUCCAUCUUCCUCUGGUCUUUCUUUUUUCUAGUUACAGGUCUGCUCCACCACAAUUAUACCCUCUCCUCCCAAUAAUUUCAUCAUCUCUGCAGCUGCGCGUUUACCUCUCUAUCCCUCCCACGACCCCAUCAUCUCUGCAGCCCCUCUUCAUACAAGAACUUUCGUUGUCGCGGGUUGGGCGUGAUACUUUCUACCUCCCACAGCUUGACUAUCGAGGACAAAUGAGCAUCCGGGCUAAGCUUUUGGGCCCAAGAGGACAGCUGCGACCGAAGUAUGAUCCCCUCUUCGGACAGCUCUUGGUGAGCGAGCGGACGCAUCAAUUGGUGUGGUAACAGAGAGAAAGAACAACGCAUUGAUUGAUGAUAUGCUCUGAUGUGGAAUAAAUCGCAAUAUAAUGAACAAAGGAACAACAGCAAGGUGGAUUUACUUAUCACACAUCUUUGUCGAAGAAGAUUUGGAACUCAAUAAGGUAACAAGAACAUGAACAUCAUCAAACAAUCUAACGUUGAGAGGAGUUUUAAAUCAAAGCCAUAAACAACAGCAUCGCUUCGAUGUGAAUGACACUUGUUUUUUUCUGCGAGUCAAAGAAAUUUCAUGAAGACAAGACGUCUGCAUAGGAAAACAGACGUCUACUUGAAUUAAUAGGUGCGAAGGAGAGACGUCGACCUAGUAGAACGCUUCCCACGUGAUCGAACAUUCUCUGGGAUACUCGGUUACUUCAGUUUUCCGUUUACUCUGAGCAGGAAGUAGUCCUCUUUUGUCAGGGGUCUUGAAAGAGUCAGAGGGCUCUUGAGAGAGAGUCUGAAAGGAGCUAGAGCUCUUCGAGCGC
Messenger RNA from Amoebophrya sp. A25, 1068 nucleotides. NCBI's taxonomy places the organism in Eukaryota, Dinophyceae, Syndiniales, Amoebophryaceae. The record is from the annotation of a GenBank genome assembly.